AUGAACUUCGACUACCCCCCAGAGCUAACUGCCCAUCUCUCAACCCUCGACACCUUCAUCAAAUCCACAAUCCUCCCCCUCCAGCACGCCGCCAACAACAACCGCUUCUUCGACCACCGCCGCGAACAUGCCCGCACAAACUGGGAAGCAGGCGGCCUGCCACGCAAAGAAUGGGAGGACCUCCUAAAUCAUGCCCGCCUCCUCGCCGACACGGCAGGCCACUACCGCUUCGCCCUCCCAAAAAGCUACGGCGGCACCUCCCACCCUUACACAAACCUCUAUAUGUCCGCCAUCCGCCUCCAUCUCGCCUCCCACCCAACAUACGGCGGCGGCCUAGGCCUCGCAAACGACCUGCAAAACGAACAUAGCAUCGUCGGCAACUUCCCCGACAUCCUCAUGCUGCACCAUUUCGGGACCGACGAGCAAAAGCGCACCUUCAUCCCCGCUCGCCUAAACGGGACCUUCCGGACAACAUUUGGCCUCACGGAGCCAGACCACGGCAGCGACGCAACCUUCAUGAGCACCGUCGCGGAGCGCAGAACGAACCCCGCCGGCGUUGCGGGGUGGACACUCAACGGCGCGAAGAAGUGGCAAACGGGCGCGCACAACUGCACGCACAUGAUCAUCUUCGCGCGCGCGAGCGGAAAGCCUGGCGAGGCGCGCGGCAUAACGGCGUUCCUUGUCCCCAGUAGCACAGAGGGAAUCGAGAUAGCCAGCUACGAGUGGACAUUCAACAUGCCAACGGACCAUGCAACGGUGACAUUGAACAACGUCUUCGUGCCCGAGUCAGGAAUACUAGGCGAAGUCGAUCAUGGCCUCGCGCUCGCACAGACAUUCGUGCACGAGAACCGCAUCCGGCAAGCAGCGAGUUCAUGCGGCGCGGCGAAGUAUUGUCUUGAUCGGGCGAUUGCGCGCGCGAACGAGAGGAGCGUCUGGGGGGCGGGGCGGAAAUUGAGCGAGCAUCAGGGGAUCCAGUUCCCUGUUGUGGAGCUCAUGACGCAGGUGGAGAUGCUGCGGCUUUUGAUUCUGCGGACGAGUGUGAGGAUGGAUGGUAUUGUGGGGGAAUGUGAGGGGACGAAGGAUGUGCCUUGGGUGCGCAUUGAGCGGGAGCUUAGCGGGGAGGUUGCGAUGUGUAAUUAUUGGGCGAAUCGGUUGGCUUGUCAGGCGGCGGAUCGGGCGAUUCAGAUCCACGGCGGCGACGGAUACUCGCGACACUACCCCUUCGAGCACAUCUACCGGCACUUCCGGCGGUAUCGGAUUACGGAGGGGUCGGAGGAGAUUCAGAUGCGGAAGGUUGCGGCUUAUUUGUUUGGGAUGGGUGGGAAGGGCGGUGGUAAGGAGAAGGAAAAGGGGAAGUUGUAG
Molecule: messenger RNA, 1362 nt
Organism: Aspergillus mulundensis
Lineage: Eukaryota; Fungi; Ascomycota; Eurotiomycetes; Eurotiales; Aspergillaceae
Product: acyl-CoA dehydrogenase family protein
Exons: 3
Coding region: 1-1362 (453 amino acids)
Biological process (GO): butyrate catabolic process; fatty acid beta-oxidation using acyl-CoA dehydrogenase
Molecular function (GO): flavin adenine dinucleotide binding
Source: RefSeq, a predicted model, not a curated record